AUGCGAAUGUUUUGCGUCGUCUGGAGAGUCCGCGAGCAACAGGCUCCAACGGCGGUUUACCUUCGAUGGGGUGGCUGGCGCCACAUCUCCUCAUUCGUACGGGAGCGACUUAUGUGUUGCCCUCCUGAGGAAAUAACUGGAAGGGAGAAGCGGAGCGGCUCAACCCAAUACUGGAAAGUUCACACAGGAAGCCGUUGGAGCGCAAGCACGUAUGGUGGUAUCACCACCUGA
Trypanosoma brucei brucei TREU927 is the source of this 231-nucleotide messenger RNA. RefSeq lists its product as hypothetical. The record is from RefSeq and is a predicted model, not a curated record. The coding region runs from base 1 to 231 and encodes 76 amino acids. Lineage: Eukaryota; Euglenozoa; Kinetoplastea; Trypanosomatida; Trypanosomatidae. The transcript has a single exon.